CAGUAGACAAAAGGAGGACAUGCUUCACAGUCUUAAAAGGUUAAGGGAAAAAACUGAUGAUGAUGAUGCAAAAGUUGAAGAACAUGAUAAACAAGUCAAAAUACAAACUUCUAAAGAAGGAAGUGAUGAUUCUGAGGCAGAGCAGCAGGAAAGGAAAAAGGACCAAAGAGAAAGAGAGGAGUUAGAGUGCCACCUUAGAAUGCGAGAUGCUGCAUCAUCGAAAAAGCUAAGGCUAUCAAAGAGGAAUGAAGAAGAUGGGAUUGAAAUUUUGAGAAAAGUUUCAAGGCAAGCAUACCUGAAAAAAAGGGAGCAGAAGAAACUGGAAGAGCUUCGAGAUGAGAUAGAGGACGAGCAAUAUUUAUACGAGGAAGAAAAUUAUCGAGAUAUGAGAUACAAAAAAGAGAUAUACGAUCUUGUUAAAAAUAAGACUGUUCAGGAAGCUGAUGAAUUAGGAAAUGAAUAUAGGAUGCCUGAUGCAUAUGAUGAAGAAGGACAAGUAGAUCAAAAAAAGAGAUUCGAUGUUGCCAUGAAGCGUUACAGAGAUUCUUCAAGUGCUGGAAAGAAGAUAAAUCAUUUUACAGAACAGGAAGCAUGGGAGGAGAAUCAAAUCAGAAAAGCAACUCCUAAGUUUGGCUGCUCAAAAGAAAGAAAGCAAACAUUAUCUGAAAGCUUUCAGUUAGUUUUUGAGGACCAGAUUGAUUUUACAAAUGUGGAAUAUGAACAACUAGAGAAGGAAUCAUCAUCAAUGACAAAGUCAGCCAUAGAGAGGCAGCAGUUUCAGGCAGAUAGAAAAACCUUGCCUAUUUACCUAUACAAGGAAAAAUUACUUAAAGCUGUUAAUGACUAUCAGGUACUUAUUAUUGUAGGAGAAACAGGGUCAGGAAAAACAACACAAAUACCUCAAUACCUUCACGAAGCUGGAUACACAAAGCGUGGAAAGAUUGGUUGUACUCAGCCACGUCGUGUUGCUGCAAUGAGUGUUGCUGCCAGAGUUUCUCAAGAAAUGGGUGCUAAACUCGGGCAUGAGGUUGGAUAUUCUAUUCGAUUCGAAGAUUGUACAUCUGAAAAAACAAUGCUGAAAUAUAUGACUGAUGGGAUGCUUCUUCGAGAAUUUCUGGGUGAACCUGAUCUUGCAAGUUAUAGUGUAGUAAUGGUGGAUGAGGCUCAUGAGAGGACACUCACAACUGACAUUUUGUUUGGUUUAUUAAAGGAUGUUACUCGAUUUCGUCCUGAUCUGAAGCUGCUUAUAUCAAGUGCAACUCUUGAUGCUGAGAAGUUCAGUAAAUACUUUGAUUCAGCCCCAAUUUUUAUAAUUCCCGGGAGAAGGUAUCCUGUUGAGAUACACUAUACGAAAGCGCCUCAAGUUGACUACUUAGAUGCAGCAAUUGUCACAGUUCUUCAGAUACAUGUUACUCAGCCAGCUUGGGUUGAUCAUGAUAUAUUGGUCUUUCUCACUGGUCAAGAGGAAAUUGAAACAGCUGAGGAGAUACUUAAGUUUCGAACAAAGGGGUUGGGAAGUAAGAUACCUGAACUUAUCAUAUGUCCCAUAUAUGCAAAUCUUCCGACAGAGUUGCAGGCAAAAAUAUUUGAACCGACUCCAGAAGGUGCACGUAAGGUUGUUUUAGCCACAAACAUAGCUGAAACAUCUCUAACUAUUGAUGGAAUCAAGUAUGUUAUUGACCCAGGAUUUGUGAAGAUGAAGUCUUACAACCCGAGAGGAACUGGUAUGGAGUCAUUGCUAGUGACACCCAUUUCAAAAGCAUCAGCAAAUCAACGGGCUGGUCGAUCUGGAAGAACUGGUCCUGGAAAAUGUUUUCGAUUGUAUACAGCUUACAACUAUAAUCACGAAUUGGAAGAUAAUACAGUUCCAGAAAUACAACGCACAAAUCUUGCAAAUGUUGUGCUUACUCUUAAAAGUUUAGGCAUCCAUGAUCUUUUGAAUUUUGAUUUCAUGGAUCCACCACCAUCUGAAGCAUUACUGAAAGCCUUGGAGCUGCUAUUUGCCUUGGGCGCACUAAAUAAGUUGGGUGAGUUAACUAAAGUGGGUAGAAGAAUGGCGGAAUUUCCACUUGAUCCAAUGCUAUCUAAGAUGAUUGUAGCAUCAGAAAAACAUAAAUGCUCAGAUGAGAUUAUUUCAAUCGGUGCUAUGCUUUCUGUUGGGAAUUCCAACAUCUUUUAUCGACCCAAGGACAAGCAGAUUCAUGCUGACAAUGCACGGAUGAACUUCUACAAUGGAAAUGUUGGAGAUCAUAUAGCAUUGCUUAAGGUUUAUAGUUCAUGGAAAGAAAACAAUUAUUCAACUCAAUGGUGCUAUGAAAACUACAUCCAGGUCAGAAGCAUGAGGCGUGCAAGAGAUAUAAGAGACCAGUUAGAGAGACUACUAGAGCGGGUUGAAAUUGAACUUACAUCCAACAACAAUGAUGAUUUUGAAGCAAUAAACAAAAGUAUAACCGCGGGUUUCUUCCCUAAUUCUGCAAAACUGCAAAAGAAUGGAACUUUUAAGACCCUUAAACAUCCCCAAACAGUUUAUAUCCAUCCUAGCAGCUCUGGUAUAACACAGUUUCUUCCGAGAUGGGUGAUCUACCAUGAGUUAGUACUGACAACUAAAGAGUAUAUGCGACAGGUUACAGAGCUUAAACCUGAAUGUCUCCUUGAAAUAGCGCCUCACUAUUAUCAUAACAAGGUGUCCUCGUCAAGUCAAGGGCACAGAUCAAUCGCAAAUGGAACUAGAACUAGUUAG
This is a messenger RNA of Impatiens glandulifera, 2740 nucleotides long. RefSeq names its product pre-mRNA-splicing factor ATP-dependent RNA helicase DEAH1-like. The transcript has a single exon. NCBI's taxonomy places the organism in Eukaryota, Viridiplantae, Streptophyta, Magnoliopsida, Ericales, Balsaminaceae. The coding region runs from base 20 to 2740 and encodes 906 amino acids. Gene Ontology annotation, molecular function: RNA binding. Gene Ontology annotation, cellular component: catalytic step 2 spliceosome; intracellular anatomical structure. The record is from RefSeq and is a predicted model, not a curated record.